Messenger RNA from Chaetomium fimeti, 781 nucleotides. RefSeq lists its product as uncharacterized. The transcript has 5 exons. NCBI's taxonomy places the organism in Eukaryota, Fungi, Ascomycota, Sordariomycetes, Sordariales, Chaetomiaceae. The record is from RefSeq and is a predicted model, not a curated record. The coding region runs from base 183 to 656 and encodes 157 amino acids.
AUAUGCCACAAAAGUUCGGUGGGAUCCAUGAUGAUGGAGGGGAGCCUAGCCCUAUUCAGCAUUGAAUCCGAGUGUACAUACAAUGUGGACGUUGAGCGUUGACUUGGCCCCUUAAACGUCACGGUUGAUAUGUCGAAGAAAUAUGUCCGGAAUCCCUACACUUGAGACGGAUUAGCACUUGGAUGACCGCAACUCGAUUCAGGUAUUACUUACGGUUCACCGGCUCCCGGCCCUCAGCCACAGCUGAACAACCAACUCCUCGCAGAUGGUGCAACCAAACACAUGCAUCAUCAUUCACGACUGACCUCGCGUCGAUGAAAACCCAAUGGACGGAAGCAGCACGACCUCUUCAGCUGCUAAUCGGCAAGCUGUCGACACUUCGGGCGGCCCUCGCCCAGAUCAAGGACUGGGUCGACUUCAAUGCGUCAACUAGUCCAAAUGGAGAGGAGAUGCAGGGCAACCUGGGGGUUGCUAUUGAGGGUUGCCAGGUCAUCAUCGAAGCCCUGGAUCGCGAGACAACAAGCCUGCUAGGUGAUUCAUUGGUAUCACGCCUCAAGCAGUUCUUUUUCGAUUCAGUCAUCAGAGAAUACGAGAAUCGUCUCGCAUCUCAGAUCACGGCUCUACAGUUGCUUCUGACAGCCGCGUAUUGCUACUAGUACGCUGACGCUAGCAUUGUCUUGACCUACCUUAGCCAAAACCUAUCCGAACAAAACAGCUUGCUACGACAAUCGGCAGCCCGAGACGUGUUUCAACGCAUCCGUGAGGACACAAGCACGGUGCG